Nothobranchius furzeri (turquoise killifish) is the source of this 6994-nucleotide messenger RNA. It is a transcript of the gene ca16b, whose product is annotated as carbonic anhydrase XVI b. Gene Ontology annotation, molecular function: protein binding; protein tyrosine phosphatase activity. The record is from RefSeq and is a predicted model, not a curated record. Gene Ontology annotation, biological process: protein dephosphorylation. NCBI's taxonomy places the organism in Eukaryota, Metazoa, Chordata, Actinopteri, Cyprinodontiformes, Nothobranchiidae.
GGCAGCACGGCAGAGGCAGGCGGGCGGGUUGGUCUCCCUGUGACGCGCAGCCCCGUCCGGUCCGGUAGGAUGGGACCAGAGCAGUAGCCACACAUCCGAGCACGCCUGACCGCUACAGACUACUUCCUGGACGGGAAGAAUGGGACAUUUCCAGCUCUACUUUUCUCCUCAAACCUCUCACUGACGCCGCGGAUAAUCACUUCAAAAUGACCACGUAGAAUCGAUAGCAUUCGACCACUUUUUCUCCCUCCUCCGCCUCCUGUAGUUAAAGACAACGAUUGAUCGCCGAUCGACUUCGGGAAUGUCGCUAUCUUGGAAGCCCGCAGCUGCAGACACGGAGGAGUCCGACCGCAGAUUUGUUUUCGCGCAGCCGUCGCCUCCUCACCGCUUUAUUCCUCGAAGCUAAAUAAAUAAAAGGCUUAAACGAGUCGUUUUGUGAACGCAGCGACUGUAUCCUGUGACCGUGAACCAUUACUUUGAUGCUCUGGCUUCGCGGCCGCGGUGCCAACUUCGUUCCAGCUUCGCGUCUGUGUGCGCGUGCCGUGCCAUUCUUUAGAGGAGAAGAGGAAGAGACUAACUUAAUCACCCGUUGCCUUCUUGUUGCUCUCCAUGAGUAGUCUAACAUGCGGAAAAUACGGGAACCGAGUUGCUGGUGGAUUUUAUCCCUAAUGUUUUUAACCUUGCCCAAACACAAAGACUGUCAACCCGUUGCAUCAGGUGACCAACCUCGCUUCACUGGAGACAGCCAUCCUGGGAACACGGGCGUAAUGAGGGAGAGGAGGACAGCUGGUGACCCCUACUGGUCCUAUUCAGGGAGCCAUGGACCUCGAGGCUGGGCAACCUUAUACCCGGAGUGUGCUGCAAAGAACCAAUCACCUGUGGAUAUUGUAGAUGAUCAAGCGUUGGUUUCGGAGGAGUACCAGGAGCUGGUGCUGGACAAGUUCAAUGUCGAGUCAUCCAAUCAGACCACCAUGAAAAACACUGGAAAGACAGUGGCUGUGCUCCUAAAGGAUGACUACUUUGUAAGAGGUGCCGGACUGCCAGGGCGCUUUAAGGCUGAGAAGAUGGAGUUUCACUGGGGCCAGAGUAAUGGAUCAGCAGGCUCAGAACACAGCAUCAAUGGCAGAAGGUUCCCUGUAGAGAUGCAGAUCUACCUUUACAACUCCGAUGACUUUGACAGCCUCAGCGUUGCCAUCAAGGAAAGACGCAUCAUCGCCGCCAUGGCCGUCUUCUUUGAGCUUGGACAAAAAGACAACCCAGCUGUGGACCCAAUCAUCCAGGGAUUGAAGGGAGUAGUACAUCACGAAAAAGAGACCAACCUCAGGUCAUUCGUCUUGAGGGAUCUUCUGCCGUCAUCAGUGGACAGUUAUUACCGAUACACCGGCUCUCUGACCACUCCGCCCUGCAGCAAAGUCGUUGAGUGGAUCAUCUUCUCCAGGCCCGUGUAUCUGUCCCACUCACAGCUGGAUGCUUUUUACUCCAUCUUUACAACGGAGCAGCAGGACCAUGUCAAAUCCGUUGAGUACCUGAGGAACAACUUCAGGCCCCUGCAGAACCUGAACAAUAGGGAGAUUUUCAAGUCGGCAGUAAAAGAUGCAUGGCAGAAAGAUUUGACCGAGAUAUUAGGAAACCCUCACAGCACCGAGGCCUCGAGAGUGUGCAGCAGCGCCCCGGUGAGCAUGAAGAUCCAGCCGCUGAACCAGACGGCAUUGAUCGUGAGCUGGGAACGCCCUCUGACCAUCUACCACCCCCCCAUCACCAGUUACAUGGUCUCUUACAGCUGGGUGAAGCGGGACGUCGCGGAUGAGAAGACCUUCUCUAAGACCGGAGACCAGAGCAUGAAAGCCAUCAUUAGUAACGUGUCUCCUGACCUCCUCUACCUGUUCAGAGUGCAGGCUGUGUGUCAGCAUGACCUGCGCAGCGACUUCAGCCAGACGCUGCUGUUCAGAGCAAAUACAACAAGGAUAUUUGAAGGGUCUCGGAUUGUGAAGACGGGGAUGCCAACUAUCUCUCCAGCUUCUUCUGCGGACAUGGCUCCCAUCAGCUCCGGUUCCUCCACUUGGACGUCGUCAGGAAUCCACUUCUCGCUCGUCUCCAUGGCGACCGGGAUGGGCCCGUCCUCCAGUGGCAGCCAGGCCACGGUGGCAUCGGUGGUGACGAGCACUUUGCUGGCAGGCCUGGGCGUGGGUGGAGGGGUGAUCUCCUCUUUGCCCAGUUCCGCCUGGCCCACUCAGGCUCCCCGUGCCAAUCAGAACCCGACGCCUCCAUCCACCGCGCCCGCAAAGCCCAGCACGGAGCAGACGGCGGCUCAGGGAACUGAAACGGACAAGCAGUCUGAAGACAAAGAGGAUGCGAGUCAGGGUGACGAGGAUGAGAAUGAGGACAAGGGAGAGGGCGAGGAGAAGGAAGAGAAGGAAAACAAGAAAAAGGGCAAGAACUCACCUGACGAUAGGGAGAAACAAGCAAACAGCACUGAGUCCAAGGAGCCUUUAAUCCCUACCCCCGCAUCCACAGCCAAAGAGAAAGGAGAGAGCAAACCGACAGUGAAAGGCAGCGCCGUCCCUGCAAGCACCGAUGACGAGCAUUUGAUCAACAAGCAGAAGAGUCCCACACAGGUCAACGCCGUCUCCACUCAGGAGCCCCGUAACGACAGCGCUGUGAUGCAGAUUCCCCAGAACUCCACGCCAUCUCCCAAGAAUAAUGAUGGAAACAAUCUCUGGCCUUUCUCUGUCCAUACUGACCGAACCAUCUUGUCCAGCACGGCGCGGACCCCUCACCCAGGAAUGGGCCGGAUGGUGUGGAUCGUUCCCCUAGUGGUGGUGUCUGCUCUCACCCUGCUGUGCCUCAUCAUGCUGCUGAUCGUGAUGGUCUACUGGAGGAGGUUUUUCCAGACGGCUCAUUUCUAUGUGGAGGAGAGCAGCUCUCCACGGGUGGUGGCCAAUGAGAACAUCCCAAUCAUCCCCAUACCAGAUGACAUGGACGCCAUCCCCGUCAAGCACUUUGUCAAACACAUCAUGGAGCUCUACAAAAACAACAUGCAAGGCUUUGCUGAAGAGUUCGAGGACGUCCAGCGCUCCACCGUCGACUUAAAAAUCACAGCAGAGCAUUCCAAUCAUCCUGACAACAAGCACAAAAACAGAUACAUCAACAUCGUGGCCUAUGACCACAGCAGGGUGAAAUUACGAGCUCUGCCGGGGAAAGAUGCCAAACAUUCGGAUUACAUCAAUGCCAACUACGUGGAUGGCUACAACCAUCCCAGAGCUUACAUCGCCGCCCAGGGUCCCCUCAAGUCCACGUUCGAGGACUUCUGGAGGAUGGUGUGGGAGCAGAAUACUGGAAUCAUCGUCAUGAUUACCAACCUGGUGGAGAAAGGAAGGAGGAAAUGCGACCAGUACUGGCCGAUGGAGAACAGCGAGCAGUAUGGAAACAUCGUGGUGACGCUGAAAAGCACCAAAGUGCACGCCUGCUACACGCUGCGCCAUUUUCUUAUACGGAACACGAAAGUUAAAAAGGGUCAGAAAGGGAACCCGAAGGGGAGGCUAAAUGAGCGCAUUGUGAUCCAGUAUCACUACACUCAGUGGCCUGACAUGGGAGUACCCGAGUACACACUUCCUGUCCUCACCUUCAUCAGCCGCUCCUCCGCGGCUCGGACCGUGAACACGGGCCCGGUUCUGGUCCACUGCAGUGCAGGGGUUGGACGCACGGGAACGUACAUAGUCAUCGACAGCAUGCUGCAACAGAUCAAGGACAAAAGCACAGUCAGCGUCCUGGAUUUUCUCAAACACAUACGCACACAACGCAACUACCUUGUCCAGACGGAGGAGCAGUAUGUUUUCAUCCACGAUGCUCUGAUGGAGGCUAUCCUCAGCAGAGAGACCGAGGUGCCCGCCCUGAAGCUGCACAGCUACGUCAACAGCAUCCUCACGCCCAACUCCACCGGCCGAACGCGGCUGGAGAAGCAGUUCAGGCUGCUGAGUCAGUGCAACACGCGCUUCGUCGAGUGCUUCAGCGCGCACAAAGACUGCAACAAGGAGAAGAACCGCAACUCCUCCGUGGUUCCUUCGGAGCGAGCGAGGGUUGGACUCACCACUCUGCCAGGCAUGAAGGGAACAGAUUACAUUAAUGCAUCCUACAUAAUGGGCUACUACAGGAGUAAUGAGUUCAUCAUUACCCAGCAUCCUUUGCCCCACACCACCACAGACUUCUGGAGGAUGAUUUGGGACCACAACGCUCAGAUUAUUGUCAUGUUGCCUGACAACCAGGGUCUGGCUGAGGAUGAAUUUGUUUACUGGCCAAGUCGGGAAGAGGCCAUGAAUUGCAUCGCCUUUACCGUCACUCUCAUCAGUAAGGACAGACUGUGUCUCUCCAACGAGGAGCAGAUCAUCAUCCACGACUUCAUCUUAGAGGCCACGCAGGAUGAUUACGUCCUGGAGGUGAGACACUUCCAGUGCCCUAAAUGGCCCAACCCUGAUGCGCCUCUCAGCAGCACCUUCGAGCUCAUCAGAGUCAUCAAAGAGGAGGCCAUGACCCGGGAUGGCCCCACCAUCGUGCACGACGAGUACGGAGCGGUGUCGGCGGGGAUGCUCUGCGCCCUCACCACGCUGUCCCAGCAGCUGGAGAGUGAGGGAGUCGUCGACAUCUAUCAGGUGGCCAAGAUGAUCAACCUCAUGAGGCCGGGAGUCUUCACUGAUAUCGAGCAGUACCAGUACCUUUACAAAGCCAUGCUCAGCCUGGUGAGUAACACAGAGAGCAGCCUGGGUCCCAUUCUCAUGGACACUAACGGGACGGUGGUGAUGGCGGAUGAGUCGGACCCUGCAGAGAGCAUGGAGUCGCUCGUCUGAGGACAUUAACGCAGGCCCUUAAUUUGUAAAAAAAAAAAAAAAAAAAUCAAAAAAAAAAUCCAAGAACUUUUCUGAGGCCUUUUUGCCAGACUAUUGAUUAAACGAAUAACCUUAUUACUUUUUUAUACUGAUAAAAAGGUUUUUUGAUAUUUAUGUUUUUGUCCUUUAUUUUAUGACGAUUAUGUUUUCAUUUUUGUCUUUAAAUGUUCUCCUGCUGAGCGUUUGCACCUGUUUAAGUUGACAUGAGGGAAAAGCAGCUCUGUCCACUUUGCACUAUGAUAUCAGUGUUACUGCCUAUUUUACCCAGUGAGUGAAAAACGGUCUCCACCCGUUAAAUUUCUGCUCCGCCACCAAACCUGACUGACCGGAGGAGGAAGAGGAGGGCUGGACCGCAUCGAGCCUGAAGCGUGAAGACCAGGGACGACCUGAGGCGAUCCACUUACGACAAAAACACUCCUUCACAUCGUAACGUAGGCCAGCAUGUAUUUUGUCCACGAGAUUUUGACACAGAGACUCAUAGCUGCUUCUACAUUAAUGUCCCAAUAUCUCACUGCUGUCUUGUAAAAUGUACUUAUGGCUUAUUUUUGUCUUACAACUCCUAAUGUGAACAUUUAUUGCUUUUUACAGGGAUUUAUAACGUUGUAUUGUUUUGUAAUAUAUAUACAUAUCUAUAUAUAUUAUAUCCUUAAUAGCCCGCUGUUAUUAUUCAGAUUAUUUUGGUUCUGUUCCGUACUACUAGACUGAUCUUCUGGGAGAUCUUCCCAUCGUUCCAUCAUGUUUAUGUUCUAUUGUUGCUUCUCUAACCUCAGCAGUCACGGCUCAGCUUUUAACACGUGCAUCGACACAACACGAUGCCUACAACACUAAAGGAUUCGCCCUGCACAAGGUUUUUCAUGUUUUAUUGCAACAAAACAAAAAUGUUCAGUGGGGCCCUAUAAAAUCCAUUUCAUGUUUUAGUUUCUUAGUUUUCCCUCAAAUUUGUGUUUUUAAUUUUUUAAUUUUUUUUUUUUAAUGAACAAAUGAAGUUUCCAGAAACAAAAAAAUGGAUUCCAUAGGGGUCUACAAAAUGUGUCUAUUAAAUGGAUGUUUUGGCGCUGAUCAACAUUCAUCAUGGUUUAAUAUCAAGGUGAAAAGAACUUUUGAACCUCCUGUCGUCCCCGUGCCCCCCCCCCCCCCCCCCCCCCCACACACACACACACACACACACACCCUCCCACGUGUGAAAUGCUGCUGCUGUGACUAACCUGUAAGUCUUUUAGAGGAACUUGCCUUUUUAUUCUUGAUUCCAACUUUGCCACUUUUCUUGAGCGUUUUAAUUUUGUAAGAAAACUCCCGCGGACACACUGCUGCGGCUCCUGCAGCAGCAGUUUUCCUGCAGGAUCUCUUUAUAUUUUACUAGAUUUUACUGAAGAGGAGCAUCUUCACCUGCCCUCCUUGUGAAGAUGCUAUUCAGUGCCUUGGAAAUAUUCGUCAUUCUUCUCUGAUUGGUUGUUUUAGUCAAAAUGUCGCUGUAUUAUUAUUAUUAUUCAUCUGUUUUCAUGUUUUCUAGCCAGAAAAUUAACUCCUACAUUAAUUCUCUAGUAAAUCCAAUCAGUGAUCAUUUAGAUCUCACUAUGAAUAAAUGACAUUUUUAGCAUUUAAUGUUUAUUUCCCAUGAAUGUUCAUUCAUUUCUGCAUUUUUUCACCUUGACACAAACUUCUGCUGAUCAGUGUCCGCUAACAAAAGACUCUGUGAAUAAAUAAAACAUGAAAAAAGUUCAAAGGAGGUGAAAACUUUCUGUAGAGACACUGUAAUUUCUUUUGGUGGGUUGAUGCUUUAUUUGUAACCAAAGAUGUGGUUCCAGUUUGCAACAAUGUAAGUGGUUUUGUCCUGAGAUCUAUUUAAUCAACCAGAAUUUUCAAAUCAAACCUGUUGAAGCGUGCAGUACAGAUUUCCAGUGUCCAAGGUGUGAAUUUAACCCAGAGUUAGCAUGUUUCUGUUCGAGCCUCAGGAACUCGCCUUCCAGAUGAUCUUACUUUGUGAUGCUUUUCUUUUCCUCUCACUAGAACUAAGAGGUUAACAAAUUCAGACUGUAAAUUGUAUUUUAUCUGGGCUGAAAUUCCGUCUCUGCGUUACUUUGUGGCUAUAAUUAUAAUCCCUUUUCAACCCUGAA